This is a messenger RNA of Pseudomassariella vexata, 4622 nucleotides long. RefSeq lists its product as uncharacterized. The record is from RefSeq and is a predicted model, not a curated record. Bases 136 to 4302 code for a protein of 1388 amino acids. NCBI's taxonomy places the organism in Eukaryota, Fungi, Ascomycota, Sordariomycetes, Amphisphaeriales, Pseudomassariaceae. The transcript has a single exon.
UCAGAGAAGUUGACUGACUAGAAGUUUCUCAAGGCCGAGGAGGUCCCGCAUCCCGCACAAGAACCGGAAGCAGCCGAAGCCCCAGUAGAGAAAGCUCCCGAGAAACCGGCCCCCGAGGUCAAGGACGACAAAGUAAUGGAAGAUGAAAGUAAGGAUAAGGUUGGACCGAUCCCGAGUGGGGAGGAAUUGGCGGAGAAAAAGGGAAAAGGUGAGAAUAUCAUUCCUUCCGAUACCCCUGGAGGUACCCCUGGCCCUAUGACGCUUGAUUAUGGAGAAAGUCUCCCUGAGCCUAUCAUAGAGGAAGUUGUAUCCCAAGUGGAGGACAAGGUAGAGGCUACUGAGGAGAAGGCUAUUGAGGAGGAUCAUCAUCAGGUUGGAGGGGAUAUGGUCACAGAGCUCAUUGAGCCCGGGACUGGGCUUGAUGAGACACCAGACCACGCGGAGUUGGCUAGUCUUCCAACGCCGGGAGAUGACAGCGGUCCAGUGGACGAGCUAGAUAUCCAUGAGGAGGAAAAUACGAGCCAAGACAAGGACUUGGAGGACAAUAGGAGCCUCAGUGAGCCCGUGAUGGCCCUUGAGAUUGAGGGAAGUACCGGCCAAGAUGUCGUCGACAUAUUGGAUGAGCCUAUCCAGGAAGUAGUUGGCGAUACUUCAGACGCAGAAAAUCAGGCACAACAGGAUGAGACCGAGCUGCCGGUGGACUCUACUCAGGACAUGCCUGGGCCAGCCACAGAUCACGACACAACUGAAGAUGUUGCUCCUGAUACGACGGAUCUAGAAGCCACAGUUGAACGCCCGGAACAACAGCAAUUGGACGAGUCACUCAACAAGCCACAUAACGAGGAGUCACAGGCCGACGAUACCCUGCCUGAAUUUGACAAGAAUGAACAGGCUGCAGCUGGUACGACUGACCUUGAACAUGACAGUGCCGUUGACAGUCCACCUGAAGUCGUACCCAUUUUUGAGCAACCUGAAAAGUUGGUCGAAGCCCCCUCCGAGCAGCCGUCUGAGCAAACGCCGGAGGAACCGGACAACGACGCGUCUGAAAUAGCUCUGGAACACCCGCAACAGCAUGAUGAUCGAACAUCGGAGGCGAUCGACGAGCAAGAGGACAAGAAACUAAGCGACUCGCCUGACUUGACCGUUGGAGAAUCAGAGCAACAUCCAGAAGAGUCGAUCGAAAGCACCCCUCAAUCUGUUGUCAACUUGAUGCAACAGCCAAAUCAAAUAGACGAUGCGUCCUCGUUUGUGGAGAAAUUGGGCGAAUUAACAGAUGCGCCAGCUGAUGUGAAUACGGAACUAGUCGUUGAACAAGCAGAGCACAAGCCCAGCGAUGACUAUGUACUUGACCCGGCCAAUGAAGUAGAAGGCCUUCUGGAACCAGACACUGAGGUGGUCGACUCGACUGCACAUGCUGUUGAGUCUGGUGACGAUCAAAUGCUCGAACAGGUGGCAGAUGAAUCAGGCCUCACCACUCAAGACGAAGAUGAAAGCGACCUUGAGCCACAGCCUGUGCUAUCGGAACCACAGCACCUCGAUACCAUUCAAGAGACCUCGGAUACAGAUACAGUCAUCCCCAAGGAUAAUCAUGAUAUCGAUGAAAGUCUCAUCGGUGAUGAGAGCUCUGCCUUUAUCGAAAUACCUGCCUCUGAAGAUGGAAACUUCGCGUUGGAUGAGACACCUGCCAUUGACGAAGUCUCUACUGUCGGUGCCCAAUUGGACUCAGCUGUCGAGACAGAUCCUCAGGUCAUUGUCUCGGAUGAUGACCUGAUCGGAGAGUCAUUCGCUAUACACGAUCAGCUUGAAGCCCAAGAGGUCAGCCCUGCCGUCAACGAGGAUGCAAGCAAUCUCAUCAAAGAUGUGAACGAUGAACCGGAAGAAGCUGUCCUAGAAGCAAUCCCCACCGUUCAAGAGGAAGUAAUCGAUCAAGAACAACAAGAUAUCGAAUCGCAAGGGUCUGUGCCAGUUGAGAUGGGCGGCAUACAAGAUAAUCUUUCGAGGGAGUUGGCCGAGCUGACACCCGAGCCUUCCGGAGACGAAAAUGUCCAAGCUGCGAGAGUCGUGUAUGAUCACGCUCUGGCCGAACCUCCGUUCCAGCCUCAGCUUGACGAAAUGGUCCAACCAGAACUAAAAGUUGCCGAAGUCUCUCAACCACGGCCGUGGUUUAUGUAUCCGAUCGAGCCACCCAUUGAUUAUUCUCAAAGAACCGAGAACUACACGAUCGAGCCAAAAUCCGAAGCAGGCGAUCAUUUAGUAGGGCAAGUCUACGAGCCCGAACAAACUCUUCCAAGCCUGCAAGAUCUGGGAGACAUUACCAAGGAGGUUGUUGACCGCCGUUUUGAGGACGAGCAUGACGAUGACCAAGCUGCUAUCAUUGCCGGCUCUGUGGCCGGUGCCGCUAGUCUCGCUGCUGGCGGCGGCAUGCUUGCCCAUAAAUAUUCUUUUGAUGAGAAGGAGACAGGAAAGUUGGGCAUGCCCGAAACUGAAGCCAGAGACGGUGAUCUGGUUGAUAUGCCAGCAACUCCCGCGUUUCCCACUGUUGCAAGGCACACGACUGCGUCAGACUUGGUAGACAGUGUCCCACAAGUUCCGCCAAAGUCCCCUACGCGCGGAGAUGCGACUUCGCGCGAUGUGCCAGUCGAGAACAAGAGACGCAGCGUUGCAAGCCAAUCGUCCAAGCUACAGGACACCCUUGACUUGAUUGGUGGCAAUGUGCCAUUGUCGGAGUGGUUCGCUGUCAAGGACAGAGAUACCGUCGGCGAGCACAGUACGCUAGCCGGCAGGCCAACAAUGGUACAUUCCAGCACGCAAACGGAGGACACUUUCAGACCAAAAACGCCCUUGGACGUCACGUCUGAGGCAAGGCCACAGACCCCCGGUAUCAUGCUGCCUGAUCUGUCUGACCCGACGGCUCGAGCCAUGAGUCGUGCAAGAAGCUUGAAAAGACAGCAAAAGAGGACGCUCAGGAGGGCAGAGGAGACAGUUGCUGCGGCUGUAAUCAUCUACGCCACAGCUAGGGAGCUCAGCCCGCCUCCUAGUCCUCGAGCGGGUAGUCCCCACGUCGAGACCAACAUCGCAGACACGUUGGACAAGGCUCUGGCAUUGGAAGGCAGUGACAUGGCACCAGGGAUGGCAGGAGAUGGUGACUGGGUGGAGAGAAACGUUACACCUGUUACUGACGAGUGGACAGACGUAGAGAAGUCUCCUGAAUCACCUCGUGAUCGGCACCACAGACACCGUCAUCACCGCCACCGUGAGCAUCGUGAACAUCGCGAGCACCGCGAGCAUCGCGAGCAUCGUGAGCACCGAGAGCACCGAGAGCACCGAGACUACCGAGAACAUCGAGAGCACCGAGAGCCAUCGUCCAGGCCGCUCGACAGUAAAUCCGGCGAUCCACCACCCCACCGCCGUCACCACCGCCGAAGCAGGGCCGAAAGCGACCUCUCGGCCAAAUCGGUUCCCUCCGAAGAAGCAGAACGCACCAGCACGCCAAAGAAAGAUUCCAUGACCAGCAGCACCCGCACUUCAUCAAGCCGCAGGGUACGCACGCCCGAAGAGCAAGCCGCACACGACAAGCGCAAGGAAGAACGCCGCGCCGCCCGCGACGCCCUGGACCGUGAGCGCGCCAAGGAGGCCGAGCACGCCCGCAAGGGGAAAGAACCCCUGACUCCCCCCAGCAGCGACCGGCGGUCGUCGAGAAGACACAGCUCCGCGCCUCAACCGCCGGAGAGACCACCGCCCGCCACACCGGAAGGCAAGCCCAAGAAAUUCUUCGAUAUGAAGAACGGCGAAAGUGUUUUGGCGACCACCUUUGCUGCCACCCGCGCAAGCACCGACACGAGCGUGCCGCGUGCCUCGAGGGAUUCGGGUAAAGGGGGUCUGGGUAAAGGGGUUCUGAAGCGGUCUAACACGGCGAGAGAGAGCACCGUGCCGACGAGGGAGGAUAGUCAUCGUCGCACGUCUAGGGAGGUUUCCCGGUCGGCGGGUGGGGGCAGUGGUGGCAACAAGCUACACGUAUCUCCCACACGGACCGGGUCGCCCGUGGAGAAGAAGGUCAGAAUGGCGGACCCGCUUGAGGAGGAGGAUACGAUAGCCAGGUCCAAGAGCACGCGGACUAGAAGUAGUAGGACGCACGGGGAUAGGGGUGAGCAUGAGGGUCGUGGUGAUUCACCUUCGGAGUCAAGGGAGGAGAGACAUCGGAGACGAGAGGAGAGGCAAAGGACGAGAGAAGCCGAGGCGGUCAAGGGCACGAAGAAGAAGGGCUCGGGGAUUAAGGCGGCUUUUAAGAAGUUGUUUACUUAGCGAGGCUAGGCGCAUUACGAUAUCUGUCUGUUUUAAGCUAUGGAUGGAAUGAGAUAGGACGGUAGGGAUUGGGAAGAUUGAAUGUAACGAGCUGAGGAUCUUGGGGAAAGAAGGAGGAAGGCACACGAGAUCAUGUCACGACUAAUAUGGGGAAACACCAUCAAUACGGAAUUAUGAUGGCGGACUUUUGGGAGACUUGGGAUAUGGGAGUUGGUUUGGGGACGAUAUCUGACCGGGAUUCAUGUUUAGGUCAUGUCAUAUUACGAUGUUAUGCUUCUACUUCAAUUCAGUCGUUUAAUUAUGUAAUUACUAGAUUUUCU